UAUCGGGGUAGGAAGCCUGCCUGACUCGUCCUGGAACAAUGGGAGAUACAGCAGCCGCUGCAUACACAGCACACAUGCCCAAGGACAGGCCUGUGGUAGCUGCAGCGUAGAGGAAACCGGCUUCCUCAGUCAGCUCGGAAAGUGAUCAGACUUUUCACAGGAGGGGAUUUUCUCCUCCACAGCCGGGAAACAGACAUGUAAGGCUGAGGCCUCUUUUCUUUUCUCACCUCCAUUCUGGUGCCUUGCAUUUCAUUCUGCUGGAGGGAGAUAUCAGAUGAUCUGACUGGAUGACAGAAAAGGCAGCAGCAGCAAGCUCUGUGGCGUUGUUGUCGGGGGGUCAGAGGAGCUUGACGGGAGAAUCCUAACAGGAGCUCAACCCACAGAUGAGAACAAUGUCUAAUGAGGCAGAACAGAGAACGUGUGAUGAGGAUUUUGGUUCAGAGGAGGAGGAGGGUGAGGAAGGAGACGUGGAGUCUUACCUGGAAGACAACAGCAGCGAGCUCAUGGACCGACUCAGAGAGCUGGAGGCUGAGAACUCUGCUCUGAUGUUGGCAAAUGAAAGCCAGAGGGAAGCUUAUGAACGAUGCUUAGAUGAGGUGGCCAAUCAUGUGGUCCAAGCUUUGCUUAAUCAGAAGGAUCUGCGGGAGGAGUGCAUCAAGCUGAAGAUGUUGGUGUUUGACCUGGAGAGGCAGAACCGGGCGCUCUGUGAGCUCUUCCAGCAGAAGCUUCCCAAUCAUCCCACUGCUCACUACCAGGUCCAGGCGGGAUCCCUCCCAGACUGCAAUGCACAGCUGCACAAUGACUCGGCCAAACAGGUGGAGCCGACUCAGACUGAAGCACAAGCCAAGGGAAAUGGUUUCCGCACACAACAUGCCUCCCCGGGCCCCCGCGGCCCCGCCGCCUCCAUGGAGGCCCUAUCUCCCUUCUUCAAGAAGAAAGCCCACAUCCUGGAGGUCCUGCGUAAAAUGGAGGAGACAGACCCCCUGAAGUUCCACCCGUCCACCACAAGCUUGUCUUUCUGUGACUACAGCCAGGUGCUGAUGUCAACAGAGGCUGUUCUUGCCACUGCUGACCCCCACCCAGUCCAGUGCAAAUCCCACCACUCACACUGCCACUGCUCCUGCACCGAUGCUGAGACGCACCCACACGUCAACGGUGACGGGGCGGUGAAGUGUGAGGGAGCAAGCACGUGCUGUUCACACUGCAAAAGGAGUCCAGACAGCGCCCCCAAGCCAUGCAGCCAAGUCUGUAGUCCUACAAAAGCCAACCCUUCCAUCCAGAGCCACGUUCCUGCAGCCGCCAUGAGUGAAUGUCACAGCAAGUCCAGAGCAGGAGAGACCAAGCAAUGUACUGUCAACAAAGCCCACCAGCAGCAAGCAGGCACCUCGGCCCACUCUGUGACGGAACCGCUCCAUCGGGUUCUGGAGGUGGCCGGUCUAGAACAGGACGGCUCAGAAAUUGGUAUUCCCGAAGAGCUCACAGGUUUCUGCGGCACCUCCGAUCUAACCGGGUCCGUAAAGGAAUCCAUGCCAAUCCCACACUGUGACACGGAUGCAAGCGGCAGCGUUACCAAUGGCUUGGGGCAGUUGUCCAGCGGCGUGCCGAUCGACCCCUCAGCCGUCCCUGAAAAGGACAUCACAGAUGAGGAAGCUUCCUCUGUGCGAGCAGGUGCCUCUGUCAGCCCGAGUCCCUCCUGCCUCAGUGACGUCAAGUCCGCUGCCAUCAACUCGCCGUCCAAGUUGCUGAAGUUCCUGAAAAUCCCGUCCAUGGGGGACAAAGCUCAGGCAUCAACCUCGGCGGUUCGCCUAAGCCCGCAGCUCACACGCAACUCCAGAAUCCCGUGCCGCACCAACAACUAUGAGGUCUAUCACUCUCCGGUUCCUUCCCGCAGAGCCACCACCACAGAGAGGUGCAAGCAGCCCCCACCCCCACCGUCCAGGUCCGAGUCCUACCCUGCCACACACUCUGCACCAACCUCCCCUCCGCAACUGGAAGAUGUCUGCUCCCCACCCAAAGAAAUAAGCUACAGCAGUCUCUCUGCACCAAAAACCAGCGAAGGCUCAAAGCCGGGGAAUCCAUCCGCUGCAUCCAUGGGCUAUCCCAGAGCUUCUCAAAAGGUCCCGCAUUACGAAAACAUCUUGGAUAUGUCCUCCCCUAGAGAAGGGGAACCAACCCAGGGCCUUGAAAAGAGAAGCACUAUUCCUUCCCAAUCAAGGGUCAACGGUGGUGAGAGGAAGCUUGUUAAGUCUUUACCAGAAAGUGUCUUGAAUGCCUCUCCCCAGCGAAAGCAGUCAUCCUCAUCGACAUCGGAGUCGACGUCUGAAGACGAAGAGGAUUCCGACAGUCCCGUGUGGGUCAAUCAUCACAGUUUGCCCAACACAGCUGGCCUCUGCAAAGCUGAGAACCAAGCAAGCUACCCAAGAACAAGAGACAAACAUGACAUCGAUAUUAGAGAGGUCAGCAUGCCAAGCUGCGAAGCCUCCCAGCCGCCGCCUCCUCCUGUCCGACGGACCGAUUCCUCAUCCAUCCCCAAGAGGCCUAGCUCUGCUACAGGGAGAUCUCAAGCUGACUCCAGUCACCAUGCCUUCAAAGACCGACUGGCAGCUCUGGGAAAGCUGAGGAGCUCUGAGGAUUUACAGAUCAGGCCUGUGGACACUGUGGCUGAGGCGUCCCCUGGAGAGGAAAGGAGCAAGACCACAGAGAGGUCCACAGAGGUCCAGAAAGAGGAGCAGAGACAUUCUAAGUACACAGAUUCUCUAGACGGUAAACCUAAAAGUACUAGUGGUGGUUUGAAGUAUCCCAGUUCGUCUCAGCUGUAUGAACAGCCCGGAAAAUCGUCGAGUAAAGAACUGUGCGUUCCCAGGCCUGAGGGCUCAAAGAGCAAAAUCGGUUUGCCUUCCCCCAACUCGGAUGCUCCGCAGGUCCUACGCAACAACAUCAAGUGUCCCGGCUCCCUGAAUCUAGCUUACAAUGUCAAAAGUGGUCCGCAGAGUACAAACAGUCCUAACAAAAUACCCCCCAAGUCACCAUCCAAACCUUGCCAAGGCGUUUCUGUCCAUAGAGGAGGGAAGCCUUCAGAAGCACCGCGUUACUCAUCUAAGUCCGAGGAGAGGACUAAGAUCAGCGGGAAAGGAAAGAAGAAUCCGAUGUACGGAGACAGCCUCCCACCUCCGCCUCCGAGACCCCCGACGUCUGAGGCGGAGAAGCCGUCGCAGCCAGCUCCCACUCCACAAUCCGCCAUCGAGCAAAAAGUUAUGAAGGGGAUCGAGGAGAACGUCCUAAAACUUCAGGAGCAGGACAGAGGAGCGCAGAGCAGCGAGGUGAAACAGAAAGCCUCAAACGGCAUCGCAAGCUGGUUUGGUCUGAAGAAGAGUAAGCUGCCCGCACUGAGUCGCAAGACCGACGCCACCAAAGGAAAAGAUGAGAAGAAAGAGUGGAAAAUAAACAUCCCCUCAGUGGGCAGAGACUCGGCAAAAAUGGCCAGCAGAUGCAAAGAAGGCGUGGAAGGCCUGAACAUUUCCACUCUGAUGGAGAAGGCUGAAGGCCUGAGGAGGGCCCUGGAGGAGGAGAGGGCCUAUGUGGAGAGGUCCGGCAGGGGCCACUCCUGUGAGGUGGUGAUGGACCAAGCUCAGGGACAGCUGGCUGUGAUGUACAGAGGGGGGCGCUCCGACAACUUCAUGCAACAGCUGCUUAACAGAGUUGACGGGAAGGAAGUGAUCAGCCUGCCGCAGCGCCGGCUCUCCUUCGACUGUAAGACGUCCAAGCCGGUGUUCACUCAGCAGACCAGCGUCAUCAGUCACACCACCAGUCAUGACGACAUGGAGAAGGGAUCAGAGAGAAUCAGCAAGAUCACAUCUGACGAAAACCUUGCAGAUUCAGUUCACUCUCAGCACUUUGCAGGCUCCGGUGCUUCCACAUACACCCUGGACAGCGGUAUUGGUACUUUCCCUCUUCCCGAUUGCAGCAGCGGAGCCACGGGAAGGGGGCCAUCCAAAACGAGGGCAGGAGCGGAGCAUCAGUCCUCCGACUCCCCAGGAAGAUCUGGACGGCGAGCUCGCACCCUGGACAGGGAGCUGACAUCGCAGGAGGAAUGCUUCGCAUCGCACAAACAGCUGAUCCCCACCAUUCAGUACUGCUCCAUGCUGGAGGGGAGGAGCUCAGCAGGAGUCAUACGUGAAGACAAGGAGGCCCACGGAGCCAACAUGUUUUCUCCUCGCUCCAAGACCUGGACUUUCCCCAACCUGAAGGCUCCAGCAGGAACUGCAGAGGUGUACCUCGCUGUUGAGGAGGAGGAGGAAGAGGAGGACGUAGUGACGUUUGGAUCGCCAUUUAGAGGGAACAUGAAAGCCGGGGGCCCUUCCUCCAGCAGAGUGGUCGACCCGGGCAGCCUGCCCGUCCCCGCCCAGCCCGGGCUGAGCCGGAGAGGAAAGACCCGCACUCCCAGCGUCCCGGAGAUGAGCCGGGAGGCAGGGCUGGAGCUGCUCAGGGAGCGGCCCGAGGAGGCGCUGUCCCCGAGCCGCCCUCAGGUCCUGGAAACUCCCGAGUCCCUGAGCGAUUCCCUGUACGACAGUCUGUCAUCGUGCGGCAGCCAAGGAUGAUAACGGGCGAGGACGGAAGGAAGGGGGGGCAGGGGGCCCACCUGAUGCUGCUGACACCUUAAGGAGAACAAACAAACUGUGCUUUGCUGUCGUUGGUUAGGAGUAAUCUGUGGCGACUUGUCAGCUGUUGCAACUGGAAAGACGGAUUGAUCUCUUCUCCUCAGGAUUUCUAAAACACACGUAAAGCCAAAAGACGCCCAAAUAAUUUACAUUGCUCACUUUUACAAAAUCAGACUUGACUGUGGACACUUCUCUUGAACGGACACAUAACAAGACUUAAAAAAAAACAAAAAAAAAAAAACGCAUGGCCAAGCUAAAGAUCAGCACAAGAGGUUGUCACUCCUGCUAGUCUCUCAGAAAUGCUUUUAUUUUCCUCAUCCUGGUAGAAGAACUUUAAUUGUGUUCAUCAUGACAGCGGUUCAGUAGACAAAGUACUGUUUUGAUGCAUCCGUUCAUUUCUUGACAUCAUUUCACCGUAAAGUGUGUUAAGAAAAAGAUUAGAAAAAAAAAAGAAC
Molecule: messenger RNA, 5113 nt
Organism: Cyprinodon variegatus (sheepshead minnow)
Lineage: Eukaryota; Metazoa; Chordata; Actinopteri; Cyprinodontiformes; Cyprinodontidae
Gene: nckap5l
Product: NCK-associated protein 5-like
Exons: 13
Coding region: 384-4598 (1404 amino acids)
Biological process (GO): microtubule bundle formation; microtubule depolymerization
Cellular component (GO): microtubule plus-end
Source: RefSeq, a predicted model, not a curated record